GUCGUUCGGCUGGACUGACUCACCGCGAUCUCCGCAAGUGCACACCGCGAUUGUGAAAUUAACAAUAUACUGGGAAUAACUUCCCACCUCGACAUCCACUUACAGUUCUCUCGAGGGCGUGAUAUUUAUUCGCUGCUACACCAGCUGCUGCAGCGCCGAACAGACCUUGAAAAUAAGACAAUUGCUGGACAUCGUAUCGUCCGAAAUCUGCGCAGUCAUGGCCCCGCUCACAGCAGAGCAACUCUUCGACUCCAUCGGCCCAGCCUACGAGACCGCAUGGAAAGGCGUGGCACCACAAGAUGCAUCAAUCCAAUGGCUGCUCUCCGAGCUCGAGAGUGGCAAACCUGCAAAGUGUCUCGACAUCGGCUGCGGCACCGGGCGACCAGUCUGCCUCGCGCUCUCAGCAGCCGGCCACGACGUCACGGGCAUCGACGUCUCCGGCGCCAUGAUCGAGGCUGCGAAGGCGAAUGUGCCUGAUGCGAGGUUUGAAAAGGUUGAUGUGAAGAACUACAAGGUUGAGGAUGGGAGUCUGGACGCGGUCACGGUUUACUUUAGCAUGAUUGCCGGCUUUUCGCAGGAGGAGAUUCGAGGGUACAUUCUCCGGAUCCAUGGCUGGCUGCGGCCGGGGGGUGUCUUUGUGUUCGCCACUGUGCCAAUCUCUAAUGAUAGCAAUGAAAUUGUGUGGUUGGGCCGACGCACGGUUGUGUCGAGUUUGGAGGCCGACGAGGCUAUGGCGUGCAUUCGGGAUGCGGGAUUCGAGGUGCAGUCUCACGACGUGACUGUAUUUAAGCCUCAGGUAUUUGAGGCGGGGAUUACGGGGGAAGAUGCGCCUUUGGAGGAGCCGCAUUUGUUUGUGUAUGCGAAGAAAUGAAACAUCUCCGAGCCUCGAGAUCUCGUUCUAUUCCUCCGAGCCCGCGGCAAACUUCUCCGCACCAAAAAUAAAAGCGGGACCGGCCGAAAGCCGCCCCGCUUUUUGCCAUGCUGUGGCGCAGUCACGUGAGACUGCACCUCGUCAUCGCACACCUUCCGGGGGUUUUUCGGACGCAAUUUUGACUUCCUGAUAUUCAAAUUAAAAGAUCUCGGGAUGUUCCGAACGUUUUCUUGGCGGGGUGGCGUAAUGGCAACGCGUUGCUUUCCGGUGGCAAAGACUGUGGGUUCGAGUGAGUGAC
Molecule: messenger RNA, 1169 nt
Organism: Neohortaea acidophila
Lineage: Eukaryota; Fungi; Ascomycota; Dothideomycetes; Mycosphaerellales; Teratosphaeriaceae
Product: S-adenosyl-L-methionine-dependent methyltransferase
Exons: 1
Coding region: 218-871 (217 amino acids)
Source: RefSeq, a predicted model, not a curated record